UUUCCACAAUCACAGCUCUGUGGUUCAAUAUUUCUUUGAGACGGCGAGACCACCGCUUCAGACGGCAAGCGUUUUUCCAGAGUCGCGUUUCAAUGGAUUCUUCUACAGCUGAUUCGAGUUUGUCGGUGGAGUCUAUCACCGAUAAUCUGAAAAACCAGAGUUUAACUGGAGACAAGAAGAUCCCCUUGAAGCUCGAAGAUCUUAACUGGGAUCAUUCCUUCGUGAGAGAGUUGCCUGGGGAUCCCAGAACCGAUACGAUUCCGCGACCGGUACUGCGUGCUUGUUACACAAAAGUGUCUCCAUCUGCUGAAGUGGAGAACCCUCAACUUGUUGCAUGGUCAGAAUCAGUCGCUGAGUUGCUUGAUUUGGAUUUUAAAGAAUUUGAGAGGCCAGAUUUCCCACUAAUAUUCUCAGGGGCAUCUCCUUUAGUGGGAGGGUUGCCUUAUUCCCAAUGCUAUGGAGGACAUCAGUUUGGCACGUGGGCUGGUCAGUUGGGUGAUGGUCGUGUAGUAACUCUUGGGGAGCUUCUGAAUUCUCGAGGUGAGAGGUGGGAGCUGCAGCUCAAAGGUUCUGGUAAGACUCCAUACAGCAGGUUUGCAGAUGGCCUGGCAGUUCUGCGUAGUAGUAUCCGGGAGUUCCUCUGCAGUGAAGCAAUGCACAGCUUGGGAAUCCCAACAACCCGUGCACUUUGUCUUGUCACAACUGGCAAAUAUGUAUCCAGGGACAUGUUCUAUGAUGGUAAUCCGAAGGAAGAACCUGGUGCAAUUGUCUGUAGAGUAGCUCAAUCCUUUCUACGCUUUGGUUCAUACCAAAUACAUGCCUCCAGAGGCAAAGAAGACCUUGACAUUGUUCGUGUUUUGGUGGACUACACCAUCCGGCAUCACUUUCCUCAUAUUGACAAGAUGAGAAAGAGUGAGAGCCUAUCUUUCCAGAGUGCUGCGGAAGGUUCUUCUGUUGUGGAUUUGACGUCCAACAAGUAUGCAGCUUGGGCAGUUGAAGUUGCCGAGCGAACUGCUUCGUUGGUUGCAAGCUGGCAGGGAGUCGGAUUCACCCAUGGUGUGCUGAAUACUGAUAACAUGAGUGUUCUUGGUCUCACCAUUGAUUAUGGUCCCUUUGGCUUUCUGGAUGCUUUUGAUCCAAGUUUCACCCCAAAUACUACAGAUCUUCCAGGGAGAAGGUACUGUUUUGCAAAUCAACCAGACAUUGGCCUAUGGAAUGUUUCACAGUUCACUGCAACUCUAUCAGCUGCAGAUUUAAUUAAUAAGGAGGAAGCAAACUUUGCCAUGGAGAGAUAUGGAACCAAAUUCAUGGAUGAGUAUCAAAAUAUAAUGACCCGUAAACUUGGCCUUCCAAGAUACAAUAAACAGUUGAUCAAUAAACUUCUCAACAACAUGGCAGUUGAUAAAGUUGAUUACAUAAAUUUCUUCCGGUUGCUUUCUAAUAUUAAAGCAGACCCUAACAUCUCUGAAGACCAGCUGCUGGUUCCACUUAAGUCUGCUUUACUAGAUAUCGGCAAGGAGCGCAAGGAAGCAUGGAUUGGCUGGGUUAAGAGCUAUAUACAAGAGCUUGCUGCUAGUGGCGUCCCGUAUGAGCAGAGGAAGGCUGCGAUGAAUUCUGUAAACCCCAAAUAUGUUCUACGGAACUAUUUAUGUCAAAGUGCAAUAGAUGCAGCAGAGCAAGGCGACUUUGAAGAGGUCCGUAGGCUGCUCAAGGUUAUGGAACGGCCAUAUGAUGAUCAACCGGGAAUGGAGAAAUAUGCACGAUUACCUCCUGCAUGGGCUUACCGGCCUGGUGUGGGCAUGCUGUCUUGCUCUUCCUGAGGCAACCAUAGCAGAAUCAACUACGAGCUGAAGCAUUCAUAUUUAAUGCACGCCAUGAACGUGAAGACUGAUUUCAGUUUUUUGCCGCCCUAAUCAGCAUGAUUGCCAUCAGUUGGUGAAGCCCAACUGGUAGGUGAAGAGUUGUAAGAGUAAAAUGUGGGUAUUAUAAGUGAUCAAUGAUAUAACUCUAGUGAUGCUGGACUGGGAUAUCUGAUAGUUGCUGAGACAGAUUGGUUGAGGUGGUAUCUGGCAGCGCAAUGAACAUAGGUGAGGUUGGAUGGUCUCUUGUCAAAAUUUAAAGCAUGCCAUUGGCAGUGGUCUGUGAACUUGUUUUGUUAGUCAUGUUGUUUAUUAUCAAGAGUUAUCUAGGAAAUUGAUGCUUUAGGCAAGCUAACUUUUGUGGAAA
This is a messenger RNA of Macadamia integrifolia, 2226 nucleotides long. RefSeq names its product protein adenylyltransferase SelO-like. The record is from RefSeq and is a predicted model, not a curated record. The transcript has 9 exons. NCBI's taxonomy places the organism in Eukaryota, Viridiplantae, Streptophyta, Magnoliopsida, Proteales, Proteaceae. Bases 93 to 1820 code for a protein of 575 amino acids.